Molecule: messenger RNA, 2063 nt
Organism: Pichia membranifaciens NRRL Y-2026
Lineage: Eukaryota; Fungi; Ascomycota; Pichiomycetes; Pichiales; Pichiaceae
Exons: 1
Coding region: 158-1861 (567 amino acids)
Biological process (GO): heme biosynthetic process
Cellular component (GO): mitochondrial matrix; mitochondrion
Molecular function (GO): 5-aminolevulinate synthase activity; pyridoxal phosphate binding
Source: RefSeq, a predicted model, not a curated record
UUCUGUUCCAUCCUGUUUUUCUGUGAUCCUUGCUAGUAUUGUACUCAAAGCAUUCUCCUGUUUACAUCCAGCCGAAAAAACUGCCCUCCGUUCCCACUGAACAAGCAAGCAAAGUAGGAAUAGAAAAAGUAGAAAAAAAGACGUUUUCUGAAUCAUCAUGGAGUCGUUAACCAAAACAUCGCUGAGGGUGUGUCCCUUUGUCAAGUCCCACUCCUCUUCUGCCAUGAAGCAAUUGGCUAAGAGGUCUGGUUUGCUCGCCGAGGCAGCCCACUGCCCAGUCAUGGGUCCUGCCAUUGAAGCUAAAAGAAACUACUCCCACCCUUCAAAGGCCGCAUGUGCUCAAGCUACCGACUCGAUCACUGCCACGAAAAUCAACCACGACGCCACUGCCGCCGCUAAGGCUGCCGCUGAAUUGCACUCGUUUGAUUCGAACGAAAAAGCCACCGACUAUAACGGAUUUUUCGACAACCAGUUGAACAAGAAGAGAGAGGACAACUCUUACAGAUUUUUCAACAACAUCAACAGGUUGGCAAAGGAGUUCCCGAAGGCGCAUUUGCAGGAUGAGGCGGAUAAGGUCAUGGUUUGGUGCUCGAACGAUUACCUCGGCAUGGGUAAAAACAAAGAGGUGUUUGACCAGAUGAUCAAAACCAUGGAGAAGUACGGUGUCGGUGCAGGUGGUACGAGAAACAUUGCAGGUCACAACAGACAUGCCAUCAACCUUGAGUCCGAAGUUGCAGCCUUGCACAAGAAGGAAGGUGCCCUGGUUUUCUCCUCCUGUUUCGUUGCUAAUGAUGCUGUUUUAUCCUUGUUCGGUAAGCAGUUCAAGGAUUUGGUCAUUUUUUCCGACGAAUUGAACCACGCUUCAAUGAUUACAGGUAUCAGAAAUUCUCGUGCGAAAAAGCACAUUUUCAAGCACAACGAUCUGGAACAUUUAGAAGCGCAAUUGGCUAUGUAUCCAAAGUCAACUCCAAAGAUCAUUGCAUUUGAAUCAGUUUAUUCAAUGUGCGGUUCGGUUGCACCAAUCGAAAAGAUCUGUGACUUGGCCGAAAAGUACGGUGCUCUCACCUUCCUCGAUGAGGUCCACGCCGUCGGUAUGUACGGUCCUCACGGUGCAGGUGUUGCCGAACACAUGGAUUUCAAAGCCCACUUAGCUUCGGGUAUCGCCUCUCCCAACUAUAAAACGGUCAUGGACAGAGUCGACAUGAUCACUGGUACCUUGGGUAAGUCUUUCGGUGUCGUUGGUGGGUACGUUGCUGCCAACAGAAGCAUGACCGACUGGAUUAGAUCCUUUGCACCAGGCUUCAUUUUCACUACUUCCUUACCUCCUUCUGUCAUGGCUGGCUUGUCUACAUCAAUCAGAAUUGUCAGAAAGAACGUUGAAGAUAGAAUCAACCAACAACUCAACGUGAAAUAUGUCAAGGAUGAAUUCAAAAGGGCUGGAAUCCCAGUCAUUCCUAAUCCUUCUCAUAUUGUUCCUCUAUUAGUUGGUAAUGCCGCAGAUGCUAAAAAAGCUUCUGACUGCUUGUUGGAUAAAUACAAGAUUUACGUUCAAGCAAUCAAUUUCCCAACAGUUUCCACCGGCGAAGAAAGAUUGAGAAUCACCCCUUCUCCUCACCACGACAAGCAAAUUUGUGAUCAAUUGAUUGAGUCUGUUGACGAUUUAUGGAGAGACUUGGACCUGAAGAGAGUCAAGGACUGGGAAAACAUUGGCGGUCACUGUGGUGUUGGUUCUGCCACCCAUACCCCACUUGAAAACCUCUGGACUGACGAGUUUUUGCAGUUGACCAAUGCAGACUUGAAUCCGAACGUCUUGAACCCAGUCGUUGAACAACUUGAAGUUUCUUCUGGUAUCAAGGUUUAAGGCUGAACGUGGAAGUUUCAUUUUCCGUUUUACUCUUUCCAACAAGUAGGUAAUUGAUCAGUUAUGGUCAUUAUUAUGUUAUUGCUAUUGUUAUUUGUUAUGCUUCUCUAUUUAUCUAUCUGACUAUCUAUAUUUAUACCGUGUUGUUUACUUUAAGAAAAAUCCUACUUGAUAAUUUUUAUUUGCCUGAGCCUUAAAACGA